Molecule: messenger RNA, 477 nt
Organism: Anthostomella pinea
Lineage: Eukaryota; Fungi; Ascomycota; Sordariomycetes; Xylariales; Xylariaceae
Source: the annotation of a GenBank genome assembly
AUGUCCGACAACCCCCUUACGACUCUCGCCAGCCGCGGCGAGGACCAGCAAAGCGCCACCUACGAGGCCGGCUGCCACUGCGGCUAUGUCAAGUUCGCUGUCACGUUGGCGCCGCCGCUGCCGGAGCACCAGGUCGUGCAGUGCAACUGCUCGGCGUGCGUGCGGUUUGGGUAUUUGCUCGUGUACCCCGAAGCCAAAGACGUCGUCUGGCAUAACAACGGCCGCGCGCGGUGCGCCAAUUACCAGUUCAACACGAAGCAGCUGGACCAGAUGUUCUGCCCCAAAUGCGGCGCGAGCCUCGGCAUCGACCUCCGGGAGCGCAUGACGCCGCACCGGUACGCCAUCAGCGCACGCGCGUUCUACGGCCUCGACCUCGACGAGCUGACCUACAAAAAGGUCGACGGCAGGGAGAAGGCCGUGCCGGCCGGCGACCACUCGGGACACUGUUGGGAUGAGGAGAAGCAGGAGAUGAAGUAG